Molecule: messenger RNA, 3606 nt
Organism: Gallus gallus (chicken)
Lineage: Eukaryota; Metazoa; Chordata; Aves; Galliformes; Phasianidae
Gene: SYPL1
Product: synaptophysin like 1
Exons: 5
Coding region: 53-763 (236 amino acids)
Cellular component (GO): synaptic vesicle; synaptic vesicle membrane
Source: RefSeq, marked validated
GGGGUACUAGGGGUUUCUCUGGGACCUGUGGGCUGCUCUGUGGUCUUCCAGGAUGUUUGGCUUGCAGGUGGACUGUGGCUUGCUGCUGGAGCCCCUGGGCUUCAUCAAGGUCCUCGAGUGGAUUUUUUCCAUCUUUGUUUUUUCAACAUGUGGAGGCUUUCAUGGUGAAACUACCCUUUUAGUUACCUGCAAGGGUGUGGUGAACAAAACAGUUACAGCUGUGUUUGCUUAUCCAUUCAGGUUGAAUACUGUUCGAUUUAGUGCACCAGAUUCUAAUCACUGUGGUGGUACUUGGACUGACAUCUAUCUUGUAGGCAACUUCUCCUCUUCUGCACAGUUCUUUGUUACGCUUGCAGCACUGGCUUUCCUCUACUGCAUUGCUGCCCUGGUAGUAUAUGUUGGAUAUAAACAUGUGUAUCAGCACAAUAGCAAGUUUCCACUAACUGACUUGGUUGUAACUAUUAUAACGACCUUUCUGUGGCUGGUCAGUACUUCUGCUUGGGCAAAGGCACUUGCUGAUAUCAAAAUAUCUACGGGGGCUGGCAUUAUUCCACUAAUUGACUCUUGCAAAGCUCCAGAAACAACUUGUCAUUUUGGCUCUGUGACCAGCAUGAGAUCUCUGAAUGUGUCCGUGGUAUUUGGUUUACUUAAUAUGGUUUUGUGGGGAGGAAAUAUCUGGUUUGUGUACAAGGACACCAACUUGCACAGCCGAUUAAUCAGAGGUUCUCAAGUUCCAGGGACAUAUUCAGCUCAAAGAAUAUAAGAACAAGAUUAUACUUUGAAGUACUUCUACUUUUACAUCAGACUGCCAAGAACAUGGAGCCAUUAGGAUUUAUUUCAGUAAUAACUGAUGUUACAGACUUCUGUUUCAUGCAAAGUAUUACCUUGAUGUAGUCUUCAAUAUUUCAACUGAAUUGUUAUCUUGAAAUAUAUUAUGCCUUAACAAAAAGGCUGUACAACUCUGUGCAGUAUUUUUAAGAGAAAAUGUUGAGGUCACCUAAAUGCUGGCACCUUGGUGGGGGGGUUCUUAUGUUAACCUCAUAGGAGGGAUGAGGAACGAGCACCUCUGUUUGGGUUUUAACUGCAGCCUAUUUAGUUCUAACAAGCCUUUACUGGAAAAAAAUGAAAUGCAAAUACAACCAGGGCAUGUGAAAUCACAAUGAAAAUGUAGUUCAUCUUCUUGGUAAGAUUGAUACCGUGCAAAAGCCAUCUGCAUAAAGCCUGGAGCUCUGUCAGGAUUGCAGACAUCACACCUAGAUUUGCAGGUACUCCAUUCAGAUUACAGCAUCAAAUCUGCCAACAGGUCUUUCUUGGAGGACAUUAAUUUCUAUUUAAUAUGUCUGAAGAUGCUAAACAGUAACAACAAUCUUCAGACAAUAAAACUGUGUGACAUUUCAGUAUAAGUUCACUCAUCAAAGGUGCAUGUGCACUAAGUAACCUACUGUCUCAGACUAUGCUCACAUAUUGUGGACUCCAAAGCUGAUAUAUUCCAAUGGCUAAUAUCAGAGUUUCUAUUCCUUCCUCUGAAGGAUAUGCACAGUCCUUGAAUGUGGAAGGGUUGGACUAGAGCUGUCAGGAUAUAAGGAAGUCUUCAUUGACACUGCUCAGCUCACUUGUAUUUACUGAGAGCAAUAUUUGAUGGUUCCUGUGGACAUCUAUGUGAAGAUACCUGACUCUGAAUUGCCUAGAAAGAGUGUGUUUUGUCUAACAAGCUCUUGUUUAAUCUUUGAUUUCUUUAAGCUAUGUCAUGAAAACAAGCAUAUGCGUGCCACUGUAUAUGAUGCAAACUUAACUGUUGAAUGUGCAAGAGCUGUAUUUCUGAUAGUAAACUUCUAAGUAUAAUAAAGUUAGUGUGGCUGCUGAAAACAGAAUGUGCUUUGAGUCCUUACUGCUGUAAUAGGUGCAGACACAUUGGGAUGUGGCUUUAGCUACUUCUGACCUUGCUAGCUGAAUGAGUUAACUGUACUGUAGAAGAGCUGUUAGACUAAUGUCUUGAAUUGGAUUUUGGUGGGUGAUUUCUGUUUGUUUGGCUUGGUGUGUCUGUUUUAUUUUUCUCCUUUUCUGGGUGGAGGCUUUUUUCCUCUUUGAGAGGACCAUCUCUUACUUGAGCAGAUUACAACUGCCUGGUGCCGUGCAGCACUUCUGUCAGCCUGUAGAAUGGGGCCUUUUAUUACCCCUAACUGUCCAAAGUUCAAUUUGAAUUAUAUUUUAGAAGCAUUAUGAAAUGCAGUGUUCAUGUGGCCUUUUUAGCAGACAUUCUGUUUCUUCCCAGUUUGAGGAUAAGGGUUCUGAAAGCUAUGGGCAUCUUACUGUUUCCUGCUUAACAAUACCAUCUCUAUUACUGAUAAAAUAAGACUGGCUUGCCUAUUUAUGAUCGCUCAUGAACCAAGUACUGUAUCACCUUACAGAGGCUUAUUUUGAGGGAAUGUGGGAGAAAAGUAGUACUGAACUCCAGUCCACACAUUAGGAGUAUGAUAUGCAGAAUCAUAAUGUGGUCUCCUUGAGACCUUCUCCAUACAUCUUGCUUCCACUAGCUCUAGGAAGCUGUUUGCUGCACCUCCUAGUAGGCAAGGUGCAGGGUGGGAGAAGUGAGAUGUUAAACAGGCUACUCCUGUUACAGGUUUGUUCAGGGCUUGGUGUGGGGUUUGUUGUGACUGUGGAUUUUUUUGGUAGCAACGGUGAUUUGUUGUAUCUUAGUCUGCUUUGUUUAUAUAACUGGUGUUAGCUGAACACCUGGUCAAUGGCAGCUCUGUGGGUAUUCUUUAGGACCACCCAGUAUAAAUUGCUCUGCAGAUGCUUUCCUCUGAAGGACUGAUAAAACUGCCAAUACGUUUUGCUUUUGGCAGUGCUGUUGGUCUUUGUAUUCAAAAAUCUUCAGGCAGUCAGUGGUUGGUUUUAAUGUAGUACUUGACUGAACCAUCCCCACAGCCUUGCCUGGGUAUCUCGUCUGUGUCAAUUGCCAGGAUGUGUAUGCUGUUAGUAGUCUUAGGUUCUUGGCACUUCCUUUGCAUCAAGCCUUCAGAAAAUGACUCCUGGCUGGGUUAGGUUUGUCAUUUCAGUAGUCUUAAUUGGGUCUUGAAGCUUCACUGGCAUUACUAAUGUCAAGCGCUGAGCCUCAUCUUGCCUUUCAUCUCUGCUACCAGCUGGGUCGUGCCCAGCAGAAUUGCACUGGGCUAUAAAUAGUGUGAAUCUUGUUGAAAGGCUGUAAUUACAAUGCUUAGGCGUUAGCUAAUGCAGGGCAUGAAGCUUUUAUCAAGAUUUAAAGUACUGGGCCAGACAGUUAAUUAUAAAUAUAAGGAGGCAUUAUUUUUAAGUGGUCUUGCACUAACUGUUCUCCUGUCUUCCAGGAACACAUGCCAAAAACAACCUCUGCGGUGUCCUUUCUGACCUCUUCUCUUGUAUCAGUUCCAUGCCCCAAGUACUAACUUCAAACCUUAAAUUCUUACUUCUCCUUGAAGAGAUUCCUUUAAUCAAGGACUGCUCUGAGAGUUAUCACCAAUGGCUGCUUUUGUAACAGCAUGUUUAUAUUGUGUGUACAGAUGGGAAGAGAGAAAAAGUGUUGGUUAAAAAAGGAGGGGAAAAUAAUAAAAAUAACUUUGCUGCUCA